Amaranthus tricolor (Joseph's coat) is the source of this 2778-nucleotide messenger RNA. Its product is annotated as nuclear pore complex protein NUP62. Gene Ontology annotation, biological process: protein import into nucleus; RNA export from nucleus. The coding region runs from base 168 to 2465 and encodes 765 amino acids. Gene Ontology annotation, cellular component: nuclear pore central transport channel; nuclear pore. Gene Ontology annotation, molecular function: structural constituent of nuclear pore; phospholipid binding. The record is from RefSeq and is a predicted model, not a curated record. The transcript is spliced from 9 exons. NCBI's taxonomy places the organism in Eukaryota, Viridiplantae, Streptophyta, Magnoliopsida, Caryophyllales, Amaranthaceae.
GAACAACCUUACAACAACGCAGGAAUUGAAGAACCGAAAGUGUCCGAGUUCCGUUGUCCAAAUCACGUAAAUUUCAAACACCCUCGCCCAUCCCUAAACCAGCGCUUCUCAUCUCUCCUUUCUCUCCAGACCAAAUUCUGCAAAUAAUUCUCAAACACUGUUCAUCAAUGGCGUUUACUGGUUUCUCCUUUUCCAAUUCUACUUCAUCAUCAUUAUCUUCUUCUUCUAGUUUUACUCUGUCAAACCCUAGUUCAUCUUCCCCCUUUUCAUUCGCUCCCUCUGCCUCUUCGGCUUCUUCUGCUCCCUCUUUCGGUUUCGGCGCCACCUCUUCUCCCUCGCCUACAUCCUUUGGCUUCGGAGCUACCUCUUCAGCCUCGAGCACAUCCUUCGGCUUCGGCGUCACUCCUUCUUCAUCGGCUUCGACAUCCUUGGGCUUCGGUUUGGGAUCCUCUGCUCCGACUUCCACCUUUACUUCAUCGCCAUUUACUACUUCUGCUUCAAAUGUAUUCGGAUCUUCUCCCCUUGCUGCCUCAAAUCUAUUCGGAUCGACUACUACUUCUACUACUACUAACUCUUCAUCCGGACCUUCAUUUGGAUCCUCUUUUGGAUCUUCAUUCUUGAAACCUUCAACAACUUCAUCAACGGCAACAAUUCCCUCUCCUUCAACUAGGUUUACUAUCACUACAUCUUCAGUUUCAGCAACUUCUACAACUGCUGUGGCUACUAGUACUACACCUUCAUUGUUUAAUUUUAGCAAUAUUGCAGCUUCUACUGCUGCCGCUACUCCUAAUUUUUCCACUUCCAAACCUUCCUUCUCACUUAAUAGUACUCCUACGACGUCCCCUUCAACCGCCCCUUCAUUAUUCGGUACUGUUUCUACUGCUACACCCGCUUCUUCAGCUGCUGCACCAUUGUUCAGUACUACUGCUACACCCGCUUCUUCGGCUACUGCACCAUUGUUCAGCACUACUGCUACCCCGGCUUCUUCGGCUGCUGCACCAUCCUUCAGCACCACUGCUACCCCGGCUUCUUCCGCAGCGUCACUGUUUAGUGCUACUGCUAGUUUUACACCGGGUUCUUCGGCCUCACCAUUGUUCAGUACUACUGCUGCUAGUGCUACACUGGCUUCUUCGGCCUCACCAUUGUUCAGUACUACCACUGCUAGUGCUACACCGGCUUCUUCGGCGUCACCAUUGUUUAGUACUACUACUAGUGUUACACCAUCUUCUUCGGCCUCACCAUUGUUUGGUGCUGCUGCUAGUGCUAGUGCUUCACCGGCUUCUUCUCCCUCACCAUUGUUUGGUGCUUCUGCUAGUGCUAGUACUACACCGGCUUCUUCGGCCUCACCAUUAUUUGGUGCUAGUACUACACAGGCUUCUGCGUCAUCACCAUUGUUUAAUGCAAGUACUACUGCUACACCAGCUGCCUCAUCGGCUUUUACUGGAUUUUCACUUAAUUCGUCUAGUACCACAACACCUGUAGCUUCGACUUCGACUUCAACUGCAGCUACUUCUUUUGGUUUUGGGGCGUCUACUGGUUCUACUACAUCUAGUACAGCUGCUUCAUUUCCAAGCUUUACUCUUCCUAGUACUAAGACUAGUACACCUGCUUUGAGUUCUCAGUCUCAGCCGCAGCUUAGUACUGGCUCUGCCACUACAAUUGCUGCUGCAACUACUGCUGCGUUGACUCCUGCUACUUCUUCUGGAUUUCUGGCUUCAACUUCCGUCUCAGCGGCUAUCACCAGCUCUACAACUCCUGUGCAAACAUCUUCAUCGCUUGCUGUAGCUUCAAGUAGUGGAACUACCUCUGCUGUAAGUACACCAAUAACAUCGGCUCCUGCACCCAAGUUGCCCUCUGAGAUCACUGGAAAGACUGUUGAGGAGAUUAUUAAGGAGUGGAACACUGAAUUGCAAGAUCGCACCAGAAAAUUUCAGAAGCAAGCUAAUUUAAUUGCUGAAUGGGACAAAAGAAUCUUGCAAAAUCGCGAUGUUCUUUUACGACUUGAGACAGAAGUAGCUAAAGUGGUCGAGACCCAAUCCAACUUGGAAAGACAGCUUGAGUUAAUUGAGACUCACGAGCAAGAGGUUGAUAAAGCUUUAGAAAGCAUUGAAGCAGAAGCCGAGCGUAUCUACAAGGAUGAAAGUGGAUUACUUUUGGAUGAUGAGGCUGCGUCCACCAGAGAUGCAAUGUACGAGCAGGCUGAGUCUGUUGAAAGGGAAUUAGAACACAUGACAGAACAGAUUAAAUCAAUUAUUCAGACCUUGAAUGCGAGUCAAGGAGGAGAACUUGAUACAACUGAAGGAAUGAGCCCAUUGGAUGUGGUUGUGCGUAUUUUGAAUAAUCAAUUAAGCUCUCUGAUGUGGAUUGAUGAAAAGGCGGAAGAGUUUUCACAUCGUAUCCAAAAUCUGGCAAGUCAAGGUUCAGUGGCUGAUCGUGAGCUAGUGGCCCCAAGAUUUUGGAAUUGAUUGACUUAAUCUCUCUUCUCUCUCAAGGUUCUUUCCCCGGGCUUUUUACUUUUCAGGGAUUUCCUCAGAAUAGCUAGUCAACUCAGGGCAGAUGCAAAAUAGUAGAUCCGUCUUCUCAACUUGGAAAUUCCAUUUUGAUUUAAUUGCAAAAGCGCUGGAUAUUUUUAACCUCUAUAUAUUUGGCCUGAAUUUGAUAUAAGGAUUCAUUUCCUUUUGUUCGUCUAAUGUCUACUAUCUACUGUCUGCUUCCUUAAAUGUAAGUUGUACUUUAUUCAUAGAAAUUAUAAGAUAUGGAUGCCAAUUGAAACAAAAA